Messenger RNA from Rhineura floridana, 8352 nucleotides. It is a transcript of the gene WNT9A, whose product is annotated as Wnt family member 9A. Gene Ontology annotation, biological process: canonical Wnt signaling pathway; multicellular organism development; neuron differentiation. Lineage: Eukaryota; Metazoa; Chordata; Lepidosauria; Squamata; Rhineuridae. Gene Ontology annotation, cellular component: extracellular region. The coding region runs from base 69 to 1169 and encodes 366 amino acids. Gene Ontology annotation, molecular function: frizzled binding; cytokine activity. The record is from RefSeq and is a predicted model, not a curated record. The transcript has 4 exons.
GCCACCCGCCCGCUGAUCCGGCUCCGCAGGGGAAAGAACGAGAUGGUCAGCCCGCGCGCCGCAGCAAAAUGCUGGAUGGACACCGCCUGCUCCGCUGGCUCUGCUUCUCCGCCUCCUGCGCGCUCCUAGUGCUGCUCGCCGGCGCCCCGGGACCCUCCCUUGCCUACUUCGGGUUGACUGGGAAUGAACCCUUGACCAUCCUCCCUCUGACCUCAGAAAUGGAGGAAGCUGCCAUCAAAGCCCAUUACAAAGUGUGUGACCGCCUGAAGCUGGAGAAGAAGCAGCGGAGGAUGUGCCGGCGCGAUCCCGGCGUGGCCGAGACCCUCAUGGAGGCCAUCAGCAUGAGUGCCCUGGAGUGCCAGUACCAGUUCCGCUUUGAGCGGUGGAACUGCACCCUCGAGGGCCGCUACAGGGCCAGCCUGCUGAAGAGAGGUUUCAAGGAGACAGCCUUCCUUUACGCCAUCUCUUCAGCGGGGCUCACCCACGCCAUGGCAAAAGCCUGCAGUGCCGGGCGGAUGGAGCGCUGCACCUGUGAUGAGGCACCCGACCUAGAGAACCGCGAGGCCUGGCAGUGGGGCGGCUGCGGCGACAACCUCAAGUACAGCAACAAGUUUGUCAAGGAGUUCUUGGGGAAGAAAUCUAACAAGGACCUGCGAGCCAGGGUAGACUUCCACAACAACCUGGUUGGCAUGAAGGUCAUCAAAGCUGGUGUCGAGACCACUUGCAAGUGCCAUGGCGUUUCAGGGUCCUGCACCGUCCGGACGUGCUGGCGGCAGCUGUCUCCGUUCCACGAGAUUGGCAAGCAGCUGAAGCAGAAGUACGAGAUGGCGCUGAAGGUGGGCAGCACGACCAACGAGGCGACGGGUGAGGGGGACAUCUCCCCGCCCAAGAGAUCCAUCCCGGGCCAUGGUGACCAAAUCCCAAGGACUACAGACCUCGUCUACAUUGACGAUUCCCCGAGCUUUUGCCUGUUGAGCAGGUAUUCGCCCGGCACGUGGGGCAGGAAAUGUUACAAAGACAAGAACUGCGAGAGCAUCUGCUGUGGCCGGGGCCACAACACCCAAAGCCGCGUGGUGACCAGGCCCUGCCAGUGCCAAGUCCGAUGGUGCUGUUAUGUGGAGUGCAAGCAGUGUACGCAGAGGGAGGAGGUCUACACUUGCAAAGACUGACGUGGGCAUGGCGAGGGUUCUUGUGCUCAAGCGGAUAGCCUUUAAUGAUGGCAGAGGGUCACCCAUGGAAGUGAAACAGGGUUUGAAAGGUGUUUCAUGGUGACUGAAAGCUAUGCUGAGAUGAUGUAAGCACUUUGUUAGGGUACUGGUGAUCCCCCCCCCCCACGCCGUUACCUUCUUAUUCUCCCAACUUCUGUCUUCUCUGCAAAUCAAUCUGAGGUCCAAGUGCAGGGAAACAAGUGCUUGUCACGUGGAGUGUGUGUUGACUUUGGGGGCAGUUGAGCUACUGCCGAAGAAGUGACAAAAUGAUUCACAGUGACUGGAAGGGAUUGCUUUCUAUUCCAUCUAGGUCCUUUCCCCCCCCCUUGCCAUCCUCUGCAGAACCUUGGCUACAUAAGGUAUUCUCCUUGGGUAUCAAACUAUGUGUGACCUAUAACAUGGCCGUGUUUAUUCCGUGGCUGGCCUGACUGUCUUGAGAGCCAUAGGGAGGAACUAAAGAACCCGUUUUACGAAGAACUUGUCACCAAAAGCGUAUCAACGGACAGGGUGGUGAUGUUGGACUUCUACAACAUCUCUUCAAGAAGGGGAAUUGAAGUUAAGAAGUUGCAUACGAGGAUCUCCAAAAACGUGGCUUAAAUGUGGCCUGCUUGAAAGGAGGCUGUUCUGGUACCUCAAAGAGGAAACUUUUGAUUCUGCACUUUGAAUCAGAGAUUGUGUGAAUUCCUUCCAAAUGUUUUUUGGUCCAGCCGGUCAAGGUAUCUCUUUGCACACUCCACCUCCAUCCACCGUUCACUUUUUUCACUUGUCACCUUCAUGAUCUACUUUUGUCAACGAUAAAACCACUAGAGGCCUUUGUAAACCAGCACCCUAUAUUUGUUUUGUACCUCUUAUUGCUCCAAGACUCGCCCUGUGGACGCUGCUUUAAAUUCCAAUGCAUAAUAUAAUCCAAAUUUCCAGACAUGCAGUUUUGGCAAGCUGCCUUUUUGACGAUGGAGAAACCCUGUUGCCUUGUGGGCCACAAUACUGCUUUUACUUUUUCCUUGAAAGCCAUUCUUGACCAGAUCGCACAUCCCAAAAUUCUACAUCUGCUAGGAUUUCAUUCCUGUUACACUCAACAGUGGUAGCGGUAUGAACUGGCACAAAUCUCCAUAUUGAUCUCUAUAACAUUUUUUUCCCUUAAACCACUAGAUUGAGGCUUGCAUUGUAGAAGUUACAAACAAUGAAUAGCGACAAUUAACAGCAAUGAAAAUAUUGGAUUCCAAGUGACUGAUUAGGAAAGAUCAAGGCAGGAGGAAAGGAAGCCAGAGAAGAAGCAGGACAGCAGCUACCAAAAGCACUGGUGGUCUGGCCUCUGCUUGUCAUCCUUCCGUUGCUUUUAAAUUGGAACGUUACAAAUUUUGUGGCUUGGCACUGCUGACUUUUCUUCUUCAACAAUCCUACUUGGAUUGGAAGUGUCUGGCUAACUUCCUGGCGAAGUGCCGUUGUAGGCAGUGAUAAUUAGCAUUAGGCAAUUCUGAUUCUCCAGUAGUAGCAAUUUUUCUACUUUUUUUAAAAAAACCUUGUUGACCUGGUUUUCAGUGGGGAGCUGGAUAAGAUAAACCUUCUGCAUGGUUUCCAUUUGCGUGCCUGGGGCUGUCCUGUCUUCCAAGGACGCUCUCUUCCUUUAUUGGAGCUUCUUUAAAAUAAAUAAAAAUAGUAGCCACUCGCUUGUAUCUAAGGUAUAUUAUUGUGCAUCUACUGGGAGGGGAUGGCUUUGACUGGCUUUGUAUUCAUGGGAACAAUCAACCAAAUUUGCAGCCUGGGGUAUUGCCAUACUCUUGAAGCUGGUCAAGAGUCAAAAGCAUUACCUGCUUUCUUUUGGUGGUCCAGGAUUCUGCAAAAGUGGAAAACAGCAGUUCUUGUACAUCUUUUUGAGGCCAGUUACAACAGAGGUGCAACCUCAAAGACGCCUGCUCCCCCUCCCUCUCUGCCCUGGUGGCUCGACAUGGCUAUGUGCAACAGACUCAUUGAUCUGAACUGUCCUUGGUUAUCACACGGGAUGGACCAGUCCUGAAGUUCUGUGCAAAAGUUAAAAAAAAAAAAAAAGACUGAAUAGAAACCUAGUAUUCAGUGUGGAUAUAUAUAUGUGCCUAAAUAUAAAUAUUGAACAUUUAUUUAUUAACCCUUUCAGAAGGACCUUCUUAUGGUUUCAAUGUGGUAUUAUGUUUAGUCCUCACUUGAGUAUGCUUGAGCUCUUCCCCCCCCCCUCUUUUUGCACACACGCAUAACUUUGGGAACAAAGUGUCUUUUUUUUUUUAAAGGUCUCCAACAAAAUUGGGCAUGGCUACAGAGUAAGAUAUGUGCCACAUUCUUCAGGGUUUUCUCUCUUCCUGUGUGUGGGAUCUAACUGAGAUUAAAUAUGUAUUUUAAUACCUAUUUUGUGAUAAAACUUUUGUACAGCUUUCCCAUAAAAACAGUUCACAAAUGGAUCCAUAAGUGGGAUGGAACAGACACAUAUUGCAUUGAUAUGGACUAGAUAUUGGUUCAUCCAUCCCUAAUCUUGGAAUGGUACCUUAACAGCUGCUAGAACUGAGAAAGAAGUAUCAUUGUAAGCUGAGUGGAGAGCCAAAUUGAGCAAUCUUGCAUUGGGUGGGGCUUGGAAGCACAAUUUGUGCUUUCCUCCUGGGGAGUUUUUUUCUGAUUUGAAAUAGAUUAUUUGGCAAGGAUGACUAUGUAACUCAGAACACUGACCCUACCCCCAAAGAGUUGGGUUGAAGAGAGUCAGGGAGUUUAUCUCCUCAUCCUAGCCAGCAACUUCUUGGUUAGUCCAAUGCUCCUGGUCACCUGUCCAGCUUCAGGGAUUGCAGGAGCCUUCUCUACUUCUGGCCCUGUCCCCCUUAUCAGCUAUGAGUGGCCUUGCUUUCUGGAUCUUUGCCUGUCUUGACAGAUGAAAGAACAGGCAUCUGCUCAUAUGCAAUUUGCUGGGCUCUAGCCCGCACAUCUAGUUUUUUGCUUUCGUUGGUGUUCAGCUCCAUUGAAAUCAUCCAGAUUGAGACCAAUGUGUAAAGGCUGACUUUAUGUAGAAGAGUUUGCUCAGUGUUAGUCUUAAUGGCUGUAGCUCAGUUGGUAUUCAGAAGGUCCUAGCUUCUCUCCCCAAGCUCUCUAGGUAGUGCUGAGAAAGGCUUCCUGCCUGGAGACUCGUUGCCCGUCUGUGUAGAUAGUACUGAGCUCUUGGGCCAAUGGUCUGACUCUUUCUGUGUCCAAGUUUCUCUGCAAUAAACACAAGAGGACUUCCAUGAUCCUUUGAUUACUGUUAGUGUUGUGAAAAACCCUGGUUGUAGGAAAAACUGACCCCAUGGAUGCCACGACUGCGUUUUGGCAUUUAAGUCUGGCUGAAUGUUUUGUUCCCCAGAAAGCCAAAGUGUGGACUGGCCAGCUUGAACAGCUUGCCCAUAUGGGUAGUGUAGCGCUGUGAUGGACCAUAGGAGCCUAGCUUUUCUGCAGAUGUUGAUCAACCUGUUCGAAUCGGAAUUGGUAAACUGCAAAAUGCAUCUUCCUGUGAAAAAAUCUUCUCCAAACCCAGAAGAGGGUUGUAAUCAGUCCUAUGCAUUUGGGAAGGAGCAGGUCUAUGGGGCUUCCUCUAGGGAUCUGCAUAGGAUCACAGCCCUAAAUUAUAUUGCAUCUCCUAGUAAAUUGGCUGUAUAUUCUACAGGUGGCCCUCUCAUGACUCAGAGCGGAGCAACCUCCCAUUGGGUGGCAGAUCUGGGAGUACCAUUAAAGACGGUCAAUUACAAUCCUAUGACUUUACUCCUCAGUAAGUCCCACAACUCUUGUUGAAUGGUGUGAAUUCCCCUCCCCACAAUGGACUUCCCUUGGAAAAACUCAAGUUGAAGUCUUCUGAGCUGAGAACAACAGUAAAAGGCCAUCAAUUUUUUUAAAUAGUUGAAAUGUGGCAGAACAGUAAAAAUUUGCAGCUGUAUAUUCUGGAAAUAUAGCUCUCAGUUGUGUACUACUUCUGCAUGUGCAGUGCUUUAUUCAAGCAUUGGCCCAGUUUGUGUAUCACAGUAAACCAUAGUUAAUGGUUUUCCAUAAGCAACCUACCUUGCAUGCAGAGGAAGCAAGUCACGAUUCCUGGCUUAGUGUUGUGUCCAAACCCAAGGUUCAUGGUUUGUUUCGCUCAAAUAAACCGUGAUUAAUAAUCCAAGAACGAACCUUGGCCACAGACCGUGGAGUGCUUUUUUGUGGGGUGGGGGAGCGAAACAAAUCGCAUUCCCUGGUUUGACUGCAAGCCAACGGUCAUGCUUUGUUACUCCCCAGUGGGGAGAAGCAAAGUGGAUGCAAUGGGCUCAUGCAUAGUAAACUGUGGUUUUUAUGGCUUAGCAUGAUGUGCAAAAGUUGUCUUGUGUGCAACAGUGCAAGGGGAGAAGGGGAGAGUCUCUUGCAGGGCAAUCCUCCCCACGUUUGCUCAGGAGCUGGUCCCACUGAAUUCUGUAGGACUUGCUCCUGAGCAAGUGUGUGUAGGAUUGUGGCUGUUGAGCUGAGAGGCAAAGGAGUGAAUGAACUACUGAGUGGGAAAAACUCUUCUUUGUAUAAUAAUUCACGCACUGAAGCCUGGGGUGUUUCUGUAAGUAUUUAAGAAAUGUAUUUAUGUUAAUGCAAAUAUUAUUGCUUUCUUGUAAUAUUAUAUAUAUAUAUUGUAAAUAGUAAGGUCUAUUCUCCUGUGGUUUUUAAUAUAUAUACUGUAUAUAUAAAUAGUAUUGAAGCACAUGCAUUAAAUUGUAUAGGCAGGUGUAAUACACAUUCUGUUUUUAUUAACCCCUUUUUGAACUUGGGAGAACUUCUAUGGGCCUUUUGUCAGUCCAAGGUCAUAUUACAAGUUAUCCUCCUCAGUAAGCUUGAUGCCAGUGCUUUCUUGACCUUAAAUCCUGGGUGGCCAUCAUGGUGCCCUCCAGAUAUUGUUGGAUGCAGACACCCAUUAAUCCUUGACCAUUAGCCAUGCAAACUGAGGCUGAUGGGAGUUCGGAGUCCCAACACCAUUGGGAGGACGUUGCAUGGGCUAUCCCUGCUGAAAACAUUGGUGGGAAGAAAAUAGACCAGGAUCCAAAGUACUACCCUUCGGAGAAGCAUCCAGAGGCUGGCUUGUGUCCAGUGAGAUGUGUAAUUUCAAGUUGACACUCAUGCUAGAUCUCAAAACUGCUCUGGACUCUCCUUGGUUUCAGAAAAACCUUUGAGCAGUGGAGAACAGCGGGGAGGUUUCUGGUGUUUGAAAAUGCAUGUCCAAAGCCCUCUGAUCUAGUUCCUUGAUGGUUCCUUGGAUGAUGCUCCUUGGAGGCUGUCUAUGGAACAGAAAAAGGGAAGGGAAGUCCUUAAGGCAGCCUUCGUCAACCUGGUGCCCUCCAGGUGGUGUUGGACUACAACUCCCAUCAGCCCCAGCUAGCUGGAGAUCACCAGGCAAAUGGAUGCCUUAACAUCCAUGAAGCCUUAAUGAAAGUGUCCUCCAGUGGCUGAGAACCAGCAGAGUUCUUGGAUCCUAAAUCUUCUAUAUUGCUUGCUGCUUGCAUCCCUCGGGGCUGUUUUGUACAUUAACAUUUUUAGCAAACGCUCAAACUUACACUACGCAAUAUUUUGUAGAAAUAUAUAUAUGCAAUAUGGGUGCAUACUGCAGAGUAUUUUUUUAUCAGCUAUGGUGCCGUGUGGCACGGACCCAUUUGAAGAAAGACUGCAUUCCUGCAGUCUGUGAAAGUUGUGUGAAAAGCCGGUAGUUUAAGAGUUGAUUUUAGGAUUUAAAAAACACACACUCAGAAACAAAAUCCAGGACAUGGUGUGUUGAACUACUGAAGUUACAAAGAACCUGUGACUAUCCCUGGAGUCAAAUCCUUAAGGGCCAAUGCACCCAACGGACAUGUUAAGACAAUGAGCUGACUAUCAUUGGAGCUGCCCACCCAUUGCAUUGGAUUCGGCACUGUCAUGGAGAUGGCAUCGUCAUGUGCCAAACGCUAGCUGGGCCCAACAUAUCUCUGCUCUAAAUGGGCCAUUUUUUUUGUCCCAUGACCUAACAAUGGGCUCACUCUCUUUGUAGCCCGGAGGUAAGCUGUCUAGGCCACCCGUGGCUGAAAAUGAUCUAGACUUUUUUGACGCUUAACACAUUGAAUGUGUCUUAAGAUAGACAUGGCCCUAGUCUGCGAGUCUGAUCCUUGAAUAUUUGAGUGGCGGUUGUUUCACUCUAAAACAGCUGGUUUUAAUUAACCUAAGAACGAUCACAAUGGUUGGCUCCUUUGUAAAACCUGGAGCAAUGCACUUGGACCUUCAGUCUUUAGCCAGAAAUUAAAAAGGAAAGCAUUUAGCUUCUUCUAAAUCUGACUCCAUAUGAGACCUAACCAAGGAGGAAGAGAGAAUGGAGUAAAACCCACCACAGCUUUGCUAGCCCAGGGAAGACCAGGAGCAUUAAUAAGGAAGGCUGGAACAUAGGAAACUGCCUUUUGUUGAAUCAGACCAUUGGCCUAUCUAGCUCAGUACAACCCACACUGAUUGGCAGUGCCUCUCCAGGAUUUCAGGCAGGGGACAUCCUCAGCCCUACCUGGAGAUGCUGGGGAUCGAAGCUGGGACCUCCUGCCUGUGAAGCAGAUGCUUCCAAAACAUGUCCAAAAGAUUGCAGGGAAGGCAGAGGACCUGAUAAGAGUUGUUGCUUAGCAGCGGUUCUUGAACGUUCAUAGUUUCAGCCUCUGUUUUUUUGGUUCUGGGCACAACAGAGAGAGGUGAUCUCUUCGACUCUCCCCAAAAGCCAUCUUUGUUGUGAGUUCUUAAUUUAAGAAAUUGCCAUUUGAAUUUGGACCAGCAUCCCUUCAUUUCUAUUGUUUUGUUUUUGGAUGCAUGGGUCAUUCUCAUUCAACAUGGCAUCAUCCCAGCUCAUUUGACGGUUGCUGAUUCCACCUUUCAUUCAAGCAGUAUGAAUGGGGACUUGGCAGACUGGUUAUGCGCCCUCGGGGGGCAGAGUUCCUUUUGGGGAGGGUUGUGAGGAGCAAAUGCUAACAUAUGAAGGAUUUGUAGUAUGCAAUUUCUAUGGGGUGGGGGGUGGUUAACGUCUUAUGGGGGCCUAAAUUAUUUUUCUCUACCUCAUAUGUACAGCUUCGUUAGGUAUAAAUCUGAUUCUUGAGUGACUGUGGCGAAUGUAUUUAAAUUAUUUAACAUCUUUGUAUAACAAAUG